Xylona heveae TC161 is the source of this 1395-nucleotide messenger RNA. RefSeq lists its product as hypothetical. The transcript has a single exon. The coding region runs from base 1 to 1395 and encodes 464 amino acids. NCBI's taxonomy places the organism in Eukaryota, Fungi, Ascomycota, Xylonomycetes, Xylonales, Xylonaceae. The record is from RefSeq and is a predicted model, not a curated record.
AUGUCGACGUCUUCAUCACAUAGUUUGUCCUUUCUUCCCACGCCAGCCUUUGCCAAUCCCAACAAUGAAAAUCUUCCACCAAUCUUCCCGCCGCCGUCCUUGACGUCACCGAACGCGACUGCCUUCCGCCAGGUUGGCUCUCCCAAUGGAUUGCUUCCUGUCGAGGAAUACUUUUCACCUCUGCGGUCCCCUGUUGCGACCGACAUUCGCAGCGCGGACUCGUGUCCACCGCGCCAAUCUAUCCCCUCAGCCAGCCAAGUUCCUCCUGCGAGAGCAGCAUCGGUACCUACUGUUUCGCUCACAACGAAUUACAUCGAGCAGUCACGACUUUUGCUUGAGCAACAGCGGAAGGUGUUUGAGCAAGAGAGGCAGCUAUUUCAACAGGAGCGUGCUAUGUGGGAGACUGAACGUAAGGUGUUACAGGCACGUAUUGCAGAACUAGAAUCGGCAGCGGGACCGUUUGGGAAAAGAAGCGGGAUUUCUACACCGUUAGAAGGAUAUCCAGCACUUAGUCUUUCAACGAAAGUCCCGCUUGGUGCCGGAAAUCUGAGCAGCCAGAGCUCAAGGCAAACUACCCCACUCGACCAAACCGAGAGGUUCUGGGAGGGCGGGUCUUCGCGGAAAAGCUCUGGAGGAACAUCAAGAACGUUUUCUUCUGCAAUGAGGGAAGACCACCAUUUACCAAGUAUUUCGGAGAAUGCUCCGUCUUUGGGCAAAGAGCCCCAGGAAAUCUCGCCAGGAGCCAGUCUCUCACCAGCCGGAAACAGUGUGGUAGGAAACGGGAUAGAUAUUUCGCUAGUGGAAAAGGAACUGGAUGGCAUCAGCCUUAAACCCACCGCGUUGCCCCCAGAGAUAGUGGCGAAGGUCACUUCACCUUCAGCGGCCUCGCCCUUGCGAUCCUCAUCACCGUCGCGUGCUCCGAAUGAUCGCAACACGGGUUCUGAAAAUCUCGCUCCCCCAGUGGAUAAUCUCACUAUGGACGCCGGUCAUACACCUCCAGCGCCACGACCUCUGGACGAAAACACAAGUGCUAUUCCUACUCCAAGACAAACUCGCGCUGAGGUAUCAGCAAAUGACCAAGAACUUCCACCGCCCAUCCCCGAAGAGGAGACAGAUGGCGACGUCGAGCUGCGAGGACCGCUUGGCCUGACGAAUGUUACUGCCAAGGACGAAAUUUUCCUCAACCAAUUGAAUUCAAAACUGGUUCAAGCUGCAGAGCAAAUGGCUUCUCUGGCAUCUGAAACCAGCUCGACCACCGAUGCAAGUUCGGAAACCAAUACGAACGACAACCAAGAAGGUUCUGCAGCCGGUCAGGAGCCAGAAGUCAAACUCAAGUUCAAAAGAAGCAUGAAUUUCGGUAGUGCAUUUGGAUCAUCGAAUGUGGGGCGGUCGUGA